Molecule: messenger RNA, 960 nt
Organism: Ophidiomyces ophidiicola
Lineage: Eukaryota; Fungi; Ascomycota; Eurotiomycetes; Onygenales; Onygenaceae
Exons: 1
Coding region: 1-960 (319 amino acids)
Cellular component (GO): cytoplasm
Molecular function (GO): zinc ion binding
Source: RefSeq, a predicted model, not a curated record
AUGCCAGUAACACCCUCUCCAGGCGACCCGCCAGAGUCUUACACUCAAAUGGCACCAGAACAUGAUUUAGAAGAGAUCGGGAAACACUGUCACUUUUGCCGUCAGCUCGAUUUUCUCCCAUUCAGGUGCGAGUCCUGCAAGUACACAUUUUGCCUAGAUCACCGAACAGAGACUGCACACAGAUGCGCCAAAGCAGGAGAGUGGGCAGCUGCUCGGAGAAGACAAGACAAUAUGACUAGCAGCAUGCUCUCACCCUUAAAUACCAAACCCUCAGUCUAUAAUUCGACGCAGUGCUCUCAUCCAAAGUGUAAAAUACUCAUUCAUACACUUCAAAAUCCAGGCGUUCACUGCAAAAAUUGCAAUAGGCAGUAUUGCCUGUCACAUCGAUUACGCGAGGACCACGACUGUUCGAACUUAAUACCUCUGGGCGCACGGCCUGGAAAAGGCGGCUUGGUUGCAGCUUCCCAGACAAAUGUAGACAAGGCCCGAUCUGCCUUCUCUAAGCUCCGUGCAUGGGGCAAAGACAAAUCUUCUGCUGUUACUGUCAGCUUCGCCCCCAAGUCCAGACCUCCGAGUAGCGCGGCAACUCGAAUAGCAAAUCUCAAUGCCCUGAAAAAAUCGGCGAAAGGAGAUCCAAACCUUGACACCACCAAACGGUUUUAUCUUCACGUCGAAGCGUCAGCAGAUACAACAACGGCAAAAUUUCCCACGGGUGAUUUUUAUUUCGAUGCGUCGUGGAGCGUGGGGCGUCUUUUAGAUGAUGCUGCGAAGAGGCUAAAAGUACAAAAUGUGAACAAUCGAGUGGAAGGGGAGGACGAACGGUUAAGGGUGUUUCAUGUCGAAGGGGGCAAGCUUUUGGAUUUUUCUGAAAAGAUUGGGAGUUGUAAAGUUGCACAGGGCGACACGAUUGUGCUGUUAAGGGGAGUUGGACCACCAAUACCUGAUUUGAUUGAGGCAUAA